CAUGGUUAGUGGUGAUUGACCAUUCCUCCUAAGCCCCUUUAGUUAGCCUAAACUUCAACAUCAUCUCAUUCCUUCUGCCAAAACCAGUACUAUAUAUUCACCUACCCCUUCAUGAAUGCUUCUGUCACCUCUCUCUAACUUAACAUUCAAAAAUCAAAACUACAAGACACUAAGUGCUACCUCACCCCAGCUAACAUGGAACCAAUCACUUGUCUGCGUCCUGAAUUUGUUCCGAGUGGCGACACCCCUCUACCGGAGAGUCCUCGAGUUCCUAUGGAGUUUCUGUCAAGAUCAUGGAGUGCUUCAGCUCUUGAAGUCACAAAAGCUCUUGCACCACCUCAUUCUUCAUGCAUGCCUUCAAAUGGUUCUAUUCCUGAAGAAACCACUAACCACUCUUUAUCUGAAGAUCUCUCUAUACAGUCUAAGAAUCAGUUCUCUUUUGCUUCCUCUGCUACUUCGCAGCUCGUCCUUGAGCGCAUUAUGUCGCACUCUGCAAGAGAGGAAGUGUCUCCGUUAACAUCAGGUAGAUUAUCUCACAGCAGCGAACCUUUGAAUGGUGGCAGUUCAUUAACUGGAACAGACAGUCCAAUUUCUCAUUCAGAUGAAUUUGACGAUGUUGUCAAGUUUUUUCGGACAAACAAUUCCAUUCACCCAUUAUUCAAUGGUGGAAGAGCAAGUGCCGGUGUUGGCAACGGCACGGCUUGUUCAGGACCUAAAACUGUAGGAAGGUGGUUGAAAGAGAGAAGAGAAAAGAAGAAAGAAGAAAGCAGAACACAAAAUGCUCAGCUGCACGCUACUAUUACUGUGGCUGCUGUUGCUUCUGCUAUAGCUGCCAUUGCAGCAGCAACAGCAAAUUCAUCAACACAAAACAAGGAUGAGAAGAUGGCCAAGACAGACGUGGCUGUUGCUUCGGCUGCCACUCUAGUUGCCGCACAAUGUGUGGAGGCUGCCGAAGCAAUGGGAGCUGAGCGCGACCACCUUGCAUCGGUGGUCAGCUCAGCUGUGAAUGUUCGUUCUCAUGAUGAUAUCACUACUCUUACUGCUGCAGCUGCCACAGCUCUCCGAGGAGCAGCAACACUGAAAGCUAGAGCUGUGAAGGACUUAUGGAAUGGUGCUGCAGUAACACCAUUGGAGAAAGGAAUGGGAGGUAUACCAAUAUCUGGAAAAGGUAAUAACAUAAAAAACAUGAACAACAGCUCCAGUGAUAGUGGAGAAAUUGUGAAUGUAGAUGGUUUUAUAGGUUCCUGCAGCCAAGAACUACUUGCUAAGGGCAGUGAAUUACUCAAACGCACCCGUAACGGUGAUCUACACUGGAAAAUAGUUUCUGUUUACAUACAUCGAACGGGACAUGUAAUGCUGAAAAUGAAGAGCAAACAUGUUGCAGGAACAAUAACAAAAAAGAACAAGAAUAUUGUGCUAGACGUGUGCACGGAUUUACCAGCAUGGCCAGGAAGAGAUCUAUCAGAUGAUGGAGAAAAACGAUGCUACUUCGGAUUGAAAACAGACUCGAGGGGAAUUGUCGAGUUCGAGUGUAGAAAUCAAAGAGAAUAUGAUAUCUGGACUCAAGGGGUUUCUAGGCUUCUUUCAAUCGUUACACAAAAACAAAACAAAUAUAGCAACUGAACCUCUCAUCUUGUUAUUGCUAGUUACCAAAUUUAAUUCGACACUAAGUUUUGAGAUGUAUUAAGCACAUGUGUUUAUCUAUAUCAUCCAAAUCAAGUACUCAAUUGAAUUUUCCUUAACUUGAA
Molecule: messenger RNA, 1748 nt
Organism: Medicago truncatula (barrel medic)
Lineage: Eukaryota; Viridiplantae; Streptophyta; Magnoliopsida; Fabales; Fabaceae
Product: VAN3-binding protein
Exons: 7
Coding region: 196-1623 (475 amino acids)
Biological process (GO): auxin-activated signaling pathway; leaf vascular tissue pattern formation; phloem or xylem histogenesis
Source: RefSeq, a predicted model, not a curated record